This is a messenger RNA of Rhododendron vialii, 2619 nucleotides long. RefSeq names its product phosphatidylinositol/phosphatidylcholine transfer protein SFH12. The transcript is spliced from 15 exons. The record is from RefSeq and is a predicted model, not a curated record. Bases 482 to 2275 code for a protein of 597 amino acids. NCBI's taxonomy places the organism in Eukaryota, Viridiplantae, Streptophyta, Magnoliopsida, Ericales, Ericaceae.
AAAGGAAGGAGAGAGAGAGAGAGAGAGAGAGAGAGAGAGAGGGACGUUUUGGGAGAUUCAGUUGAAAUUGGGAAGAUCGGUAGGGAUUUGAAGGGACUUGCUUGCAUUUCGCAACCUCCUCUCUCCAAAAUUAGUUGUGAGGGGAGCUCGAAAGGGCAAUGGAGAGGAGACUCCGUCAAUGUAACGGAUCAAACCUAGAACAACACAUUCUCUCUCUACAACUUUUUUUCUCUCUCCUCCGUUUUCUCAGCUCGAUUGAGGAUUAUUCGGUGAUUUAUACACUUAUCUUUACCUCUCCCCCUCAUUUCCAAGAGGUACUCUCUCUCACUUUCUCUCUCCUCCAUUUUCAUCAAUUUCCUUGUGCAUUUGGUUGUGGCCUUUUUUCUAGCAUCGUGAUAGGAGUGUUUGAUUCUUCUGCUCUUUCGACCCAUUGUCCAAUUCGUUUUGUUGGCAAAAGACUAUCACGUAGGUGAUAUCAAUCAUGUCUGGACCCCUAUCUCCCAAACCAGCUCUCAACGUUGAGAAUUCUGAGGAUGAGAGGAAGACUAGAAUUGGGUCUUUGAAGAAAGCGGCAAUGAACGCCUCAGCGAAGUUCAGAAAUUCCUUGACAAGGAAGGGCAGGAGAAGUAGCAGUAGAGUCAUGUCUGUUGAAAUCGAGGAUGUGCAUGAUGCUGAGGAGGUGCAGGCUGUUGAUGCAUUCCGUCAAGCACUUAUCUUGGAGGAACUACUACCCUCAAGACACGAUGAUUAUCACAUGAUGCUCAGAUUUCUGAAGGCCAGAAAAUUUGACAUAGAGAAAACAAAGCAAAUGUGGGCCGAUAUGCUUCAGUGGAGGAAGGAAUUUGGUGCUGACACCAUCAUGGAGGACUUUGAAUUCAAGGAAAUCAAUGAAGUCUUAGAACAUUAUCCCCAAGGACACCAUGGAGUUGACAAGGAAGGCCGACCCAUCUACAUUGAGAUGCUGGGAAAGGUAGAUGCCACCAAGUUGAUGCAGGCAACUACCAUGGACCGCUAUGUGAAAUACCAUGUACGGGAGUUUGAGAGGACGUUUGAUGUCAAGUUCCCUGCUUGCUCAAUUGCAGCAAAGAAGCACAUCGAUCAGAGUACAACCAUCCUUGAUGUGCAGGGAGUGGGACUUAAAAAUUUCAACAAAGCUGCUAGGGAACUCGUACAACGCCUUCAGAAGAUUGACGGCGACAAUUAUCCUGAGACGCUGAAUCGUAUGUUCAUCAUCAACGCGGGUUCUGGAUUUAGAUUGUUGUGGAACACUGUUAAAAGUUUCCUUGACCCUAAGACCACUGCAAAGAUCAAUGUUCUUGGUAACAAGUACCAGAGCAAGUUGCUUGAAAUAAUUGAUGCAAGUGAAUUGCCAGAAUUUCUAGGAGGCACCUGUACUUGUGCUGACCAAGGAGGCUGCAUGCGUUCUGAUAAGGGGCCAUGGAAGGACCAAGAAAUAAUGAAGAAGGUUCAGAAUGGUGAAGCCAAGUGUACAAGGAAAUGCAGUACUCAAGGCACUGAGGAAAAGACAAUAUCAGAGGAUGAGACUGCAUGCAAAAAGGGAUGUGAUUCAUCAAAUCUGUAUGGAGCUCCAGUUGCGGACGAGGUGCCUUCAGUCUGCCCAAAACGUCCAAAGGACAUAGAGCAUCCACUUUCUCCUAUUCAUGAAGAAGUUUAUACUACCAAAAAAAUUCCUAAAUCAUUUGAUUAUCGAGACUUCAUGCCAGUGGUUGACAAGACAAUGGAUGCGUCUUGGCAGAAAAUGGUAGAUAAUGAGAGAUUUACUCCCUCGAAAGGGGGAGAUUAUUUCACCAUGCAUGAUGCUUGCAAGUCUCCUGAUGGAUUUAGCAACCAGGUCUUCAGUGGUGUCAUGACCUUUGUCAUGGGCGUUGUCACUAUGAUCAGAGUGACACGGAACAUGCCCAAGAGGCUCACUGAUGCCUCUUUAUUGUCCAGCUCAUUGCACUGCGAUGACACAGUGGUGAAAGGCCACGUACAGUCACAAAAGUUACCAGCACCUGCUGUCUCUAGUGCAGAGUUCAUGUCAGUCAUGAGGCGCAUGGCUGAAUUGGAAGAGAAAGUGAUUGUUCUGACCGCCAAACCUGCAGCCAUGCCUGUUGAGAAGGAGGAAAUGCUAAAUGCUGCUGUAAGCCGGGUUGACGUCUUGGAACAGGAGCUAAUGGCAACCAAGAAGGCUCUGGAGGAUGCCCUUGUCCGACAAAAUGAGCUCCUAGCUUACAUUGAGAAAAAGAAGAAGAAGAAACUGUUUAGCUGGUAAAGGGAGCGAUGGUGAACGAUGAUGGAUGCUCUGCAAGCUCGUGCUUCAUUGAUGUCCUUUUCUACAAGGUCACCCAAAUGUAUUCUGAUUGCAUGUAUGAUAUACAUUGUACCCGGCCCAAGGUUUUGCUUCAAUACACAAAUAAAACUUGAAUAAAACUCAGCACUUCAACAGUAUCCAUAAAUUUCUAUAUAUUAUGUAGUGUAAUAGGUUAACGAAGAGCCAUGUUUGUUUUGACACUUUGAAGGACCUGUGUAACAGGACACUCAAACCUGGAUCUGUGUUUUGUGUGAGUUUUGUGUUUGGGCUUAAAAUUAUCAAGAGGCAUGGCCACCUUGAAACCA